GCUCCGUUUCGGUUUCACUUCCGGUGAGGGGCCGCCUCAGAGCGGGUGGUUAGCCGACGGCGGGCGCAGGCGGCGGCGGUGACUGCGGCGCCGCUGCCGGGGGGCGUGCAGCAGCGCGGCGGCAGCGGCGGCUGGGCCUCGAGCGCCCGCAGCCCACCUCUCAGGGGCGGGCUCCCGGAGCGAGCAGGGCGGACGAGAAGAUGGAGGAGCUGGUGGUGGAAGUGCGGGGCUCCAAUGGCGCUUUCUACAAGGCAUUUGUAAAAGAUGUUCAUGAAGAUUCAAUAACAGUGGCAUUUGAAAACAACUGGCAGCCAGAGAGGCAGAUUCCAUUCCAUGAUGUGAGAUUCCCACCACCUGUAGGUUAUAAUAAAGAUAUAAAUGAAAGCGAUGAAGUUGAGGUUUAUUCCAGAGCAAAUGAAAAAGAGCCUUGCUGUUGGUGGUUAGCUAAAGUGAGGAUGAUAAAGGGUGAGUUUUAUGUGAUAGAAUAUGCAGCAUGUGAUGCUACAUACAAUGAAAUUGUCACAAUUGAACGUUUACGAUCAGUUAAUCCCAACAAACCUGCCACAAAAGAUACUUUCCAUAAAAUCAAACUGGACGUGCCAGAAGACUUACGGCAAAUGUGUGCCAAAGAAUCGGCACAUAAGGACUUUAAAAAGGCAGUUGGUGCCUUUUCUGUAACUUAUGAUGCAGAAAACUAUCAGCUUGUCAUUUUGUCUAUCAAUGAAGUCACCUCAAAGCGUGCACACAUGCUGAUUGACAUGCACUUUCGGAGUCUGCGCACUAAGCUGUCUCUGAUACUGAGAAAUGAGGAAGCCAGUAAGCAGCUAGAGAGUUCAAGGCAACUUGCCUCAAGGUUUCACGAACAGUUUAUCGUACGAGAAGAUCUGAUGGGUCUAGCUAUUGGUACUCAUGGUGCUAAUAUUCAGCAAGCUAGAAAGGUACCUGGGGUCACAGCUAUCGAUCUAGAUGAAGAUACCUGCACAUUUCAUAUUUAUGGGGAGGAUCAGGAUGCAGUGAAAAAGGCUCGAAGCUUUCUGGAAUUUGCUGAAGAUGUCAUACAAGUUCCAAGGAACUUAGUAGGCAAAGUAAUAGGAAAAAAUGGAAAACUGAUUCAGGAGAUUGUGGACAAGUCAGGAGUUGUGAGGGUGAGAAUUGAAGCUGAAAAUGAGAAAAAUGUUCCACAAGAAGAGGAAAUUAUGCCACCAAAUUCCCUACCUUCCAGUAACUCAAGGGUUGGACCUACUCCUUCAGAAGAAAAAAAGCAUAUAGAUGUAAAGGAAAACAGCACUCAUUUUUCUCAGCCUAACAGCACAAAAGUCCAGAGGGUGUUAGUGGUUUCAUCAAUUGUAGCAGGGGAAUCCCAGAAACCUGAACUCAAGGCUUGGCAGGGUAUGGUACCAUUUGUUUUUGUGGGAACAAAAGACAGCAUCGCUAAUGCCACUGUUCUUCUGGAUUAUCACCUGAACUAUUUAAAGGAAGUAGACCAGUUGCGUUUGGAGAGAUUACAAAUUGAUGAGCAGUUGCGACAGAUUGGAGCUAGUUCUAGACCACCACCAAAUCGUACAGAUAAGGAAAAAGGCUAUGUGACUGAUGAUGGUCAAGGAAUGGGUCGAGGUAGUAGACCUUACAGAAAUAGGGGGCACGGCAGACGCGGUCCUGGAUAUACUUCAGGAACUAAUUCUGAAGCAUCAAAUGCUUCUGAAACAGAAUCUGACCACAGAGAUGAACUCAGUGAUUGGUCAUUAGCUCCAACAGAGGAAGAGAGGGAGAACUUCCUGCGCAGAGGAGACGGGCGACGGCGUGGAGGUGGAGGAAGAGGACAGGGAGGAAGAGGACGCGGAGGUGGCUUCAAAGGAAACGAUGAUCACUCCCGAACAGAUAAUCGUCCACGUAAUCCAAGAGAGGCUAAAGGAAGAGCCGCAGAUGGAUCCCUCCAGAUCAGAGUUGACUGCAAUAAUGAAAGGAGUGUCCACACUAAAACAUUACAGAAUACCUCCGGUGAAGGCAACCGGCUGCGUACGGGUAAAGAUCGUAACCAGAAGAAGGAAAAGCCAGACAGCGCGGAUGAUUUACAGAGGAAAAAUAUGUGAAGGACCUUCACUCUAAGAUGUUAUAUUUUUCUUAAAAAAUAACUCCAAGUAGGGGUACCACUGAAUCUGUACAGAGCCGUACAAACCGAAGUUCUGCCUCUGAUGUAUUUUGUGGGUUUGUUUCUUUGAAUUUUCAUUUUACGGUUACUUUUCCUUGCAUACAAAUAAGCAUAUAAAAAUGGCAACAAACUGCACAUGAUUUCAAGAAUAUUAAAAAGUCUUUUAAAAGUAUUGCCAAACAUUAAUGUUGAUUUCUAGUUAUUUAUUCUGGGAAUGUAUAGUAUUUGAAAACAGAAAUUGGUACCUUGCACACAUCAUCUGUAAGCUGUUUGGUUUAAAAUACUGUAGAUAAUUAACCAAGGUAGAAUGACCUUGUAAUGUAACUGCUCUUGGGCAAUAUUCUCUGUACAUAUUAGCAACAACAGAUUGGAUUUUAUGUUGACAUUUGUUUGGUUAUAGUGCAAUAUAUUUUGUAUGCAAGCAGUUUCAAUAAAGUUUGAUCUUCCUCUGCUAAAUUGACGUUGAUGCAAUCCUUACAAAUGAUUGCUUUUAAAAUUUUAAGAUAGGAAAAGAAAUCUAUAAAACGUUCUGUUACAAAAUGUAACUGUAUUACCAUUGGAAAUUUCACAUGUCAUAGGAAGUUAGCCGUUAUCUACCAACUUUCAAGAACUUGAUCUUGUUUAAUAAGGUGAAAAAAGUCAACAAAAUGGUACAAAAGCACAUUGUGCCAUUACAAUAUGCACUAAGUCUCUUUUUUACAAAGGCUGAAUUCAGCAAGGCGCUAACUUGCUUAAAUGUGAAUUACUAACUUCUAAAACUGUAAUUUGAGUCACAUGUUUUCAAACGGAGUUGGAGUUUAUUCAUAUUACAAUAUUUGUGUGCUAAACGUGUAUGUUUUUCAGUUCAAAGUCAUGUUUUUAAAAUCUUAUUAAAGUUUCAAAAAUCUGAAGAUUGUUUAUCUAGAUGUAAAUUUUUAUUA
Messenger RNA from Lagenorhynchus albirostris (white-beaked dolphin), 3069 nucleotides. RefSeq names its product fragile X messenger ribonucleoprotein 1 (gene FMR1). NCBI's taxonomy places the organism in Eukaryota, Metazoa, Chordata, Mammalia, Artiodactyla, Delphinidae. Gene Ontology annotation, biological process: regulation of alternative mRNA splicing, via spliceosome; regulation of translation at postsynapse, modulating synaptic transmission; central nervous system development. Bases 201 to 2090 code for a protein of 629 amino acids. The record is from RefSeq and is a predicted model, not a curated record. Gene Ontology annotation, molecular function: translation regulator activity; mRNA 3'-UTR binding; protein homodimerization activity. Gene Ontology annotation, cellular component: axon; neuronal ribonucleoprotein granule; nucleus. The transcript is spliced from 18 exons.